AUGAGCGAUUCCAAGCCCCCCAAAGACAGCAGCAGCCCCAGCGCAGCGGUCCUGGAUGUCGCUGCUGCUGCUGCAUCAUCAACACCAACACCAGCACCAGUAGCAAUAACACCCCCUUCCAACCCCCAAUCAGCCCACUCCUUCGCCCAAGCCCAGCAACGCCUCAUUGCCCGCCGACAAGCCCGCGAUGCUCAAGAAGCAGCCCGAGUAGCAGCCCAACAAUCCGAAUCCCAACUCCGCGCACGCAUCGCCGCCUCCCAAUCCCCUCUCCUCCGACGGCUCGGCGCGUCGACACUUUCACUGUGGGAUACCAUCUCCAGCCGGGAGGGCACUCGCCCAGCCUUUCGCGUCGGCCAAGUAGACGCCGAACUCCUCGAUGAGGAACUGGUCGAGCUGAUGAAGGGACAAGUAGGGGAGGCGGUUCGGUACUACGGUGGUGGGGGAGGAGGAGGAGACAACAAUAUCAAACAUGAGUGGGACGCCGAGAUAUCGCUUGCCCUGAGGGCCGUGAUAUUCAAGCUUACCAUUUGGGAUCAUGACGCGACGUAUGGUGCUGCGCUGCAGAAUUUGAAAUACACAGACGCCAGACACACGGGGAGUGUCUUGGUGCCGCCGAGCAAGUGGCAGAAGGGGUUGUAUGGGUUGAUGACGGUGGGAGGGAGGUACAUGUGGUCAAAGUGGGAGAACUGGCUUAGGGAGCAGGAUGGAGGUUAUGAUGAGCCGAGCCCGACGGUGCAGCGGCUCUCGAGCAUGACGGACAGACUGUCGACGCUUCACGCCGCCGCUUCGUUUGCGUCGUUCUUGGUCUUCUUGUUACAAGGCCGCUACAGGACGCUUUUGGACCGGGUACUGCGCAUGAGGCUCGCUCCACCUACCAGCCAGGUUAGCCGCGAGGUGUCGUUUGAGUACCUCAACCGCCAGCUGGUGUGGCAUGCCUUCACCGAGUUUUUGCUGUUCGUGCUGCCGCUGGUGGGAAUCAACCGGUGGAGGCGCUGGCUGGCACGGACGUGGCGGAAAACCAAGAAGAUUAUGAGCACAACAGGUGGUGAAGGCGCCGAGGAGAAGAAGGGUGAAUUUGCCUUCUUGCCAGAACGGACAUGCGCCAUCUGCUACCAGGAUCAGAACCAGGCAACAAACGAGAACGAGCUCAUGGCUGCGGCUACUUCCAAGACUGGUGUGGUCGGAUCGGCGCAGACUGAUGUCACAAACCCUUACGAAACCAUCCCAUGUGGAUGCGUCUACUGCUUUGUCUGCUUGGCGACAAGAAUCGAAAGGGAGGAAGGGGAAGGUUGGAACUGCUUGCGGUGCGGCGAGCUCGUCAAGGAGUGCAAGCCAUGGAGUGGAGAUGUGUUGGAGCCCGAGUCAAAAUCACCAGCUCAGAAGACGGUUGUGUUUGCAGAUGAUGUCAAGGAUGCCUCCGACGAUGAACAGGAGAACUCGCAGGUCUUGGUACAGCAAGAGGAUGACGAUGAAUACCCAGAAGAGGAAGGUGAAGAGGGGGGGGAGGAGGAUGAAGAGGCAAGUAGAAGUCUGGAAGACCUUCGGACAGAGUCAGCUAGCGAAGAAUCCUCAGAACAGGAGGCUGACUCUGAGGGUGACGAAUCGGAAGACUAUGAGGCGGAGGAGGAGGAGUUGGGAGCGGAUCUUGAUGAGGACUAG
Podospora pseudopauciseta is the source of this 1659-nucleotide messenger RNA. RefSeq names its product peroxisome assembly protein (Peroxin-2) (gene PEX2). The record is from RefSeq and is a predicted model, not a curated record. Bases 1 to 1659 code for a protein of 552 amino acids. The transcript has a single exon. Gene Ontology annotation, cellular component: peroxisomal membrane. Gene Ontology annotation, molecular function: zinc ion binding. Gene Ontology annotation, biological process: protein import into peroxisome matrix. NCBI's taxonomy places the organism in Eukaryota, Fungi, Ascomycota, Sordariomycetes, Sordariales, Podosporaceae.